AUGGGUUCUACAUCGACCUUUCCCCGCAUCAAAGAGAUUCGCACUUUCAUCAUUGAUGGAGUGGGAUCCGGCGGUGAUUACCACAAUGUCAAAGGAGGCCACUGGCUAGUUGACAGCAAUAUCUCCAACCCCAUGACUAGGUGGGCACAGUAUCGAGGCUCGCGUACAUCGUGGGGGAUCAAUGUCCUUGGGUCGUUUUGUGUCGAAGUAGAGGCAACAGAUGGAACUAAAGGUUUUGCGACGGGAUUUGGCGGUCCCCCGGCCUGCUGGGUGGUGCAACAUCACUUUGAGCGGUUCUUAGUUGGUGCAGAUCCUAGGGAUGUGAGCGAUCUCUUCGAGAAGAUGUACCGGGCUUCGAUGUUCUAUGGGAGAAAGGGCCUUCCAGUUGCCGUCAUCUCCGUGAUUGACCUGGCUCUCUGGGAUCUCGUGGGCAAGAUCCGUAACGAGCCCGUCUACAAGCUUAUCGGUGGGGCAACCCGAUCGCGUCUGGAUUUCUACUGCACUGGCCCUCAGCCGGCAUCCGCCAAAGCGAUGGGCUUUUCCGGAGCCAAGGUGGCCCUGCCCCAUGGUCCAGAUGAGGGAACGAAAGGACUCCUGGAGAACAUCGCAUACCUGCGCAAGCAGCGGGAGAGUGUCGGUCCUGGUUUCCCCUUGCGAGUUGACUGCUAUAUGUCAUUGAAUGUCUCCUACACCAUCGAGCUGGUCAAACGUUGCGAGGCGGAAGGACUGAAUAUUGACUGGUGGGAAGAAUGCCUCAGCCCCGACGACUUUGACGGUCACGCACUUCUUAAGAGAGCGCAUCCCACUGUGAAGUUCACCACCGGAGAGCACGAAUACUCCCGCUUUGGCUUCCGGAAACUCGUUGAGGGUCGCAAUCUGGAUAUCCUCCAGCCUGACGUCAUGUGGGUGGGUGGCUUAACAGAAUUGCUCAAGGUCUCUGCGCUUGCUGCAGCGUACGAUCUCCCUGUCGUUCCUCACGCGUCCGGGCCUUACUCGUACCAUUUCGUGGUCUCCCAGCCCAAUACCCCAUUCCAGGAGUAUUUGGCCAAUUCGGCGGAUGGAAAGACGGUGGAACCGGUCUUUGGAAACCUAUUCCUGAACGAACCCAUACCCACGCAAGGGUAUCUCGAUGUCGCCAUCCUUGACAGGCCAGGAUUUGGCUUGGAUCUUAACCCAGCUGCUCCCUUGAUCCCGGCUGCAUCCAUCCUUACUCCUGCUCCCCAGCGGAGCCUGGCUGCACCGGUAGAACAGGAACUGGGAUCGAAUGGGUUUACUUAUUAA
Molecule: messenger RNA, 1281 nt
Organism: Aspergillus tanneri
Lineage: Eukaryota; Fungi; Ascomycota; Eurotiomycetes; Eurotiales; Aspergillaceae
Product: L-rhamnonate dehydratase
Exons: 3
Coding region: 1-1281 (426 amino acids)
Biological process (GO): carbohydrate catabolic process
Molecular function (GO): magnesium ion binding; L-rhamnonate dehydratase activity
Source: RefSeq, a predicted model, not a curated record